This is a messenger RNA of Thermothielavioides terrestris NRRL 8126, 1321 nucleotides long. RefSeq lists its product as uncharacterized. The record is from RefSeq and is a predicted model, not a curated record. Gene Ontology annotation, molecular function: RNA binding. Gene Ontology annotation, biological process: tRNA modification. The annotation marks the transcript as partial. NCBI's taxonomy places the organism in Eukaryota, Fungi, Ascomycota, Sordariomycetes, Sordariales, Chaetomiaceae. The transcript has 4 exons.
GUUGUGUUGUACAGUAUGCUGAGAAGAUGUACGGCAUCAAAUCCGGCCGUGACGCCCCAGCCGGCGAGUCCGGGGAGCGCGGCGGGGAAGAGGUAGAUGAGAAGGAGGAGGAGGAGAAUGAGGAUAUCGAAGCGGCGAUUCGGAAGGAAGUGGCCGCCCUGACGUCGAAGCCGUCAGAUGCCGCGGCGGGCAACGUGAUGAGGCCCGUCAAGAUGAACGUCGACUGCCUCCUGUUUGUCAAGACGCCGCCGGCCGUCGACCCCGUGGCGUUUGUGCGGCGCAUCUGUGAGGAUGCGAGGGCGUGCAAUGAGCUGCCCGGCUUGAUGAGGUGUCGGUACGUGAACCGGUUGACGCCGGUCACGGCCAUGGGGCGGGCGACGGAGCAGGGACUUGUGGAGGUUGCAAGGAAGGUGUUGGCGUCGACGUUUGAUCUGAGUGGGAAACGCGGGAAGUCAUCAGCGGCUACUGGUGACGAUGGGAAGGGCGCUGCCGGUGGAGCCGCCAACGCGGAGACGGGAGGCGAGAGAACGAGCAACGAUGAGCUCGCGGUCCCCGACGCCGAGGGGAAGAUACCGUUCACGUUUGCUAUCCGGCCAACCAUCCGCAACCACAGCAACCUAAAACGAGACGUCGUGAUCAAUACGAUUGCGGGCCUCAUCAACGACGAUCGUCAUAGAGUCAACCUGAGCUCGCCCGACAAGGUCAUCUUGGUUGACAUAUACCAGACUGUAUGUGGUAUGAGCGUGGUUGACGGCGACUGGGAGGCGCUUAAGCGGUUCAAUCUCACGGAACUUUACAGCCAAGCACGGAAUGCCCAGAGCGGCGAGGGUUCCAAGAGUGAUGAUUAAAGGGCAGACUCUGUGGGCAAGAUGGAGAAUAAAAAUUCCGAAUUAUACCCUCUUGAGACCGUCUCUGGCCUCUCGGUUGGAGCAGAGAUAAUUUUGACGAGCCCCAUAAUACACGUUAUAUCCGGGCACUUCACUGGUUCGCCUGUGACGGCCGAAAUCGCCGUUCAGGAACCCCCUGGUCAGAAAUGUUCCAGCGACGCGGGACGGACCCCGACGAGGAGGUUGUCGCCAUGGCCAUGCUCGGCUUCUUCUUCUCAACGUUCCUUCUUGUGUGCACAGUACGGUGGAGUGUACGGAAUAAGUGAUAAUAGCGACCGACUUGGAAAUUGUUCGGGUGCAGUUUCCGGGCUGGGGUUCGGGUUCGGGUUCGACGGUGAUAAAUUGGGGAGCAAGACCGCUCAGACAGGAUGUUCAACAAGGGAACAUAGUGUAGUGGUCUGGUCUGCACACGCCAUGCCCAUCUUCAAAGCGUG